UUCCUGGCUGUCGCUCCCUUCCAGCCCCUGCCCUUUUAUUAGUGUCGGCUGUCCGCUGUGUGGUAGACGCUCCGCGAGAGGAAUACAACACUGACAAUGGGCCGCUUUAUGCCCAGCCCGCUGUCUCCCGCACGGGAUUCAUGUUAAGCGAUCAGGUCGAUCCGUCGGUGUACCUGAGUUGGUCGUGAAUGUCUCUCACUAUGGCUAAGCGCGAGAGUGGCAGUACCAGCCCGGUGGUGCGGCAGAUAGACAAGCAGUUCCUGGUCUGCAGCAUCUGCCUGGACCACUACCACAACCCCAAGGUGCUGCCCUGCCUCCACACCUUCUGCGAGAAAUGCUUACAGAACUACAUCCCGCCUCAGUCCCUGACGCUGUCCUGCCCCGUGUGCCGGCAGACGUCCAUCCUCCCGGAGAAGGGCGUGUCGGCCCUGCAGAACAACUUCUUCAUCACCAACCUGAUGGACGUCCUGCAGCGAGACCCCGAGUGCGGCAGCCGCCACCAGGCCUCCAGCGGCCUGGAGUCCGUCAGCGCCGUGGCCGCCGCGCAGCCACUGUCCUGCCCCAACCACGAGGGCAAGGUCAUGGAGUACUACUGCGAGUCGUGUGAGACGGCCAUGUGUCUCGAGUGCACAGAGGGCGAGCACCGGGAGCACAUGACCGUGCCUCUCCGAGACGUGCUGGAGCAGCACAAGACGGCCCUGAACGACCAGCUGGACACCGUCCGCAACAGGAUACCCCAGCUGACGGCCGCCAUCGACCUGGUGAACGAGAUCUCCAAGCAGCUGACGGACCGCAAGAACGACGCGGUGGCCGAGAUCAGCAACACGUUCGAGGAGCUGGAGAAAGCCAUGCACCUGAGGAAGAACGCCCUGAUCGCUGAGGUGGAGAACAUCUGCAGCACCAAGCAGAAGGUGCUGCAGGCCCAGCUGGCGUCGCUCCUGCGCGGCAAGGAGAACAUCCAGGCCAGCUGCAGCUUCACGGAGCAGGCCCUGAGCCACGGCUCGGCCACCGAGGUGCUGCUCGUGCAGAAGCAGAUGAGCGAGCGGGUGAGCGCCCUGGCCCGCCACACCUUCCCCGAGCAGCCGCACGAGAACGGCCACCUGGAGUGCCAGGUGGAGACGGAGGGGCUGCGGCGCUCCAUCCAGAACCUGGGCGUGCUCCUCACCACGGGCGCCGUGGGCCACACCAGCGUGGCCACGGGCGGCGGGCUGCGGCACGCCCUGGUGGGCCAGCCCACCACGGUGACGGUCACCACCAAGGACAAGGAGAGCGAGCUGGUGCGCAGCGGCAACGCGGCGCUGCGCGCCCAGAUCACGUCGGCGGACGGCACCGGCUGCCCCGACGUGGAGGUGGUGGACAAUAAGAACGGCACGUACGAGGUGGGCUACACGGUGCGCACGGAGGGCGAGUACAGCUUCUCCCUGCUGCUGUACCAGCAGCCGGUCCGGGGCAGCCCCUUCCGCCUGCGGGCCGUGAAGCCGUCGGACGUGCUGCAGUCCCCCGACGACGUCAAGCGGCGGGUGAAGUCGCCCAGCGGCGGCGGCGGGCACGUGCGGCAGAAGGCGGUGCGGCGGCCGUCCAGCAUGUACAGCACCACCAAGAAGAAGGAGAACCCCAUCGAGGACGAGCUCAUCUACCGCGUGGGAGCUCGAGGGCGGGAUAAAGGAGAGUUCACCAACCUACAAGGCAUCUCCACCUCCAGCAAUGGGCGAAUCAUUGUCGCCGACAGCAACAACCAGUGUAUACAGAUAUUUUCGAACGACGGCCUGUUCAAGAUGAGGUUUGGGGUCAGAGGUCGCUCCCCGGGCCAGCUGCAGCGCCCCACCGGCGUCACGGUGGACAUGAACGGGGACAUCAUCGUGGCCGACUACGACAACCACUGGAUCAGCAUCUUCUCUUCGGAUGGGAAGUUCAAGAGCAAGAUAGGCGUGGGACGUCUGAUGGGACCCAAGGGCGUGGCCGUGGACAAGAAUGGGCACAUCAUCACCGUGGACAACAAGGCUUGCUGCGUCUUCAUCUUCCAGGCCAACGGGAAGCUGGUCACCAAGUUCGGGGCCAAGGGAACUUCAGACAGACAGUUCGCAGAAAAAUGCGGUGCAAACAUAGCACCGGAUCAAAAGCUUAGUAAAUCUGGCCCCGUCUUCAGUCCUCACUUUGUAGCAGUGAACAACAAGAAUGAAAUCGUAGUGACGGACUUCCACAACCACUCAGUGAAGGUAUACAACGCGGACGGAGAGUUCCUGUUUAAGUUUGGUUCCCACGGCGAGGGGAACGGCCAGUUUAACGCUCCAACCGGUGUUGCCGUGGACGCCAACGGCAACAUCAUCGUGGCGGACUGGGGAAACAGUCGCAUUCAGGUCUUUGACAGCUCAGGCUCCUUCCUGUCCUACAUCAACACGUCUGCGGACCCCCUGUACGGGCCGCAGGGCCUGGCCCUCACGUCUGACGGCCACGUCGCCGUGGCGGACUCUGGGAACCACUGCUUCAAGGUGUACCGCUACCUACAGUAGGGGCCCCUCACCUCGACCAUCACUAGGGGCCCCUAAGCUCUUCCAUCAUAAGGAGCUCCUUACUGCUAAGAUCAAUAGGGCCCCCCCCCCCUCAAUGAAUACCAUCAAUAGAGGCCCUGGCAUCUACCAUUACUAAAGGCCCCUCACAGCCAUCGACGGUAGGGGCCCCUAAUUGCUACCAUCAAUGGAGGCCCUUACAGAUAUUAACGCUCGGGGCCCCUUGCCGCUAUCUAGAGUAGGGGACCCCUCAAAGUCAACACCCCAUGGAGCCAUUAGAGCUACAAUUGCCCGAGUCCCUUUUCUCCAUAUCCAGUAGGGGGCGCUCAAAGCCACCAUCAGAAGAGCGGCCUCACAGCUGUCAACAGGAGGGGCCAUUUAACAAUACCAUCGAAAGACACACACACACACACACACACACACACACACACACACACACACACACACACACACACACACACACACACACACACACACACACACACACACACACACACACACACACCAGAUCCCGUGCUAGCCUCCGGUGUGUGUUGGGUAGGGAGCGAUGGCGGUUUGUCCAGACUCGCAUUGAGCGUGUUCUAAACCUCGUAUUAAGAUCCGAGCCCAGGGGGGGGGGUGAAGAUGGCCCCUGUAAAGAGUAUAAUGAGCCAUACCUUGUCCAUAUGCAUGACGUUUCGUUUGGCCCCGAAUGCCUGGGCGAGAACACACACACACGCGCGCACACACACACACACACACACACACACGCGCACAUACUUUGACCCGGCUGGUCUGCUUUUACUAUAAACGUAGUUAGUGUCGUCAGUGGACCGAGCUGCGCUUCGCUUUUACCGCAACAGAUACACUUUGUAUAUGAAAAAUACAUAAUUUAUGAUGAUGAAAACCAACAACAUUACAUCUCGCUCUCCACACGCCAUCUGUGCAUUGAUUUGCUGUAUGUACUGUGUAUGCAUAAAUGUAUAUUGUGUAUAUUGCUAUCAACUCCGUGUAUACAUGUGCUACGAUUUUGAAACACACUCACACACAGUACACGCACGCACACACACACACACACACACACGCGCAGCCUUUUGGAUAGACCACAGCAUUUAAAGUGUGUAUGGCAGCUGUUCUUAAGUGUGUUUUUUGAGAAAUGUACCCAGCACAUGCUUGCAGAGAAGUAGUGUUUUCAUAUUUAUUGCAAAAUCUAAACAGCACAAUAUUUUUUUGGGAUGUUUACAUUUUUCUUUGUAUUUUUUGGGGGGGGGGAAAAAAAAAGAAAAAAAAGGGGGGCUAAUUUAAUUUAAUUUUUUACACUAGUUCAGCAUUUACAAAUUUAUUUUUCUAAUUUCAUAUCUUUUUUUUUGGGGGGAAGCAUCAAACUUUGCGUGGUGUUGAAGCACGAAUAGGUGGAUGAGUUGUAGUUGCCACAGUCCUGUUCUAUUUAGAUCCCUUGGUUGAUGAUGACUUCCUAGGCUAAGCCCGGGGUGGUCCAACCCAUUAUCUGUGAAGCCACCAUUUUUAGAAGCUCCGAUAUCCCCGGAACUGUGUGGCUCAUUAAUUUAGUGCAGAUCUUUCAUACUUAAUUACUUCCACACAUUGGAAAGACAAACAAUUUAUUUAUUUUCUCUUUACCAUGGUGGUGAAGAAAUUGGCUCUUCAUUGUGUACUGAUCUCAUUGUGGAUUUAUUUUCAAAUUUUGCUUUGUGGUCGAACGUCGUUGAAGAAAAUUUAGGUUGAUCUAAAGUGACCGGUAGACUUGUAGGAGAUGCUUCGCAAUGUAUGUUUGCUUCAUCAUCAGAACCCCUGUAGAUUACAACAGUUCAUCAUUUAUUAGAAGAGAUUAGCCAUCAAAUGCGCCGUCUAAUAUUGAUGGCAUUCAUGUAAAAUGAUGGAUUUCAGAGCUCCACAUUUCAUAAAUAUCUGUUUGCCUGUGUCAACGUGUUGAAUCACACCAUGACUGACGCCACAUGUCCCUCUGUCUCCCUCCGGUGUCUGUUUUGUGUAAUGUCCCUUGAGCGCUGGUGCCACAGCAGUAGAUGGACUAGGUACAUAUGAACAGAUGAACCCAAGAGGUUGGUUGAUGGUAUCAACCGACACAACUCCAGUCUCUUAAAGGGCCCCUAUUCUACCACCGGGGGUAAUGAUGAUUAGUCAUUUAAACAACAACCCUAUACCCAACAGCCGACCCAGUGAAUAUUAUCUAACUAGCUAGGUAGAGGCCGAGCUAGCCAUCGCACAUCUGUGUGGACACGUCCAUUUAUGAUGUCACAAAUGGGUUGAUUUUGUAACUGCUUAGUUGCUAAUCAGUAUUACAGGGGCCCUUUGAAGCUGUUGUAACACUGUCUAAGCAGUGUUCUAUAGAGUACUGGCUAGCAUUUUGUACGUACCUAAUCCAUUCUGUGACUUGUUGCCAAACGGAAGCCUCACACACCUUUUUUUACAGGUGUGCAAUUGGCUGCCCAUUAGCCACCAUUAGCCCAACAAUAUUAUCAAGUGUUCUUUUACACUCUUUUAACUUGUGUCACACCAAAUGAUUCUGUUUCUCUAUUAAUAUGCACUGGUAAUAAAAGCACAUGGUUUACGGAGA
This is a messenger RNA of Gadus macrocephalus (Pacific cod), 5079 nucleotides long. Its product is annotated as tripartite motif-containing protein 3-like. The record is from RefSeq and is a predicted model, not a curated record. Gene Ontology annotation, biological process: protein polyubiquitination; negative regulation of translation; proteasome-mediated ubiquitin-dependent protein catabolic process. The transcript has 13 exons. NCBI's taxonomy places the organism in Eukaryota, Metazoa, Chordata, Actinopteri, Gadiformes, Gadidae. The coding region runs from base 189 to 2510 and encodes 773 amino acids. Gene Ontology annotation, molecular function: zinc ion binding; ubiquitin protein ligase activity; protein binding.